This is a messenger RNA of Linum trigynum, 2278 nucleotides long. The record is from the annotation of a GenBank genome assembly. NCBI's taxonomy places the organism in Eukaryota, Viridiplantae, Streptophyta, Magnoliopsida, Malpighiales, Linaceae.
AUGUAUGGGAAUGUUAGUGAGUGGAUUUUUAAAUUGUUUCUGAUUUGCAUUUUGCUUAAUGCUUACCAUUCUGCAAGGUGAUCAAUUGGAGUUUCAAUGUGUAACUUUAUAACAUGAAGUUGGUUUAUCCAAUUCGUUCUCAAUUGUCAACUUCUUUAAUUUUAUAUACACACUUUACUUCUGCCAUGAUAAAUUUGGUAUUGUUGAAGUUGAAAAGAAUAUAUGACAAAACUUAGUCAAAAUUUUGUUUCACAUAUUCUGUUGAUAUUUCACAAAUUCAAUCUUUCCUUCAAGAAGAAAUAGAAAACUCUGCCGGCCAACGGGUCGGGCACGAUUACUAGUAUAGGUAGGAAAGGCAUGGGAAGGAUUAAUUGAAGGGAAUGGAGUUAGGUACCGAGAAGUUGUCUUCUUGUUUUUCAACAUUCUUAUCAUUACAUCUAUACAAUAUAACAACAAGUUGGAUAUCAAUUUCAUCCAAACCAUUAUUAUUUUAUUAGUGGUUUAAAAUUUUAUGCAGAGUAAAAGAUUUUUAAUUAAUCAACUGCAAUAUUGAAUCAGUAUCACAUAAUAUAGAACUGUAUUUACCCGUAUUCAUCACUAAAUUCAAAUAUCAAAGAGUGUAGUAUUUUUCAAAUAGAUUAAUUUUUUUUGUCUCAAAUAAUUAAAGUAAUUCUAGUGAAUCAUGUUGUAUAUAAUAGAGUGCAACAUCUUAUUAUUCACAUUACAUACAUGCUAAACUAGUUAGGAAGGAAUAAGGUGAAGUAACCACAACUAGGGGUGUCAGUCGGUUUCGGUUUAACUAAAAACCGAAUUCUCGGUUAUUGGUUAAACCGAGCCACCUCCUAUGACUACCGACCACCGACCGUGAGGGGGUCACGGUUAGCCGGCCAACCGACCGGUCGGUUUCGGUUUAAGACUCGGUUAGCCGGCCAACCGAAAAACCUGCCCACUUUCUCCACUUUUGCCUGCCCUUUCUCCUUCAUGCUCUCUCCUCGGAAUCUCCUCUCAAUUCAAUCCUCCAGAGACAGAGCCAUGUCCAUUUUCUUUUCCUUCGACCCCUAAACCAGACUCUACCCCUCUCUAGCUCUGCUCUCCCUCCCUCGCCUGCGUCUCCCCCGAUCUGGUCACGACUGCCGCCGAGCCGUUUCCUUCUCUCUUCGCCCAAAACCAAAAACCAAAACCCAGAAAAGGGGUCAAAAUCCCAGCAAAAACCCAGAAAAUCAAACAUGCAAAACCAUAAUCCGCCACUUACCAUCGAUUUGGAGGCUGGCCGGCACUCCAACGGCGUAUUAUAGGCUGGGAUCUUGUCUAAUUCCAAAGUGGAUUUUCUGGGUUCAUGGGAAGUGAUUUUCCCCUCCUGUUUCUGGGAAAGAAGAAGAAAGUAAAUCGAGGGAGGAGGGUUUCUGAUUUCAGAAGGCAUGGUGGAGAGGGAAGGAAUGGUUUUUGGGUCUCUGGUUCGUUUCGUAGAGAGAACUAAGGAGAAGGAGGAAGAGAGGUUUGAGCGCCGACGACGAUGGUGGUGGCGAUUGGCGAACGAGGAGAAGGAGAAGGAAACGAAUCGGAGUGCGGCCAGCCUACUCUCGACGACGAUGGCGGAGAUGAAGGAAGCAGAGGCGGGGAGGAUGGCCGACAAUCUGGUGUCGGAAGCGGCGCGACGCGGGGAGAUCCGAAGAGGCGCGGCGCGGCGCAGGGAGAUCCGGAGAGGCGGCGCGGUGCGGGGAGAAAGGAAGGGGUUAGGUUUCGUUUGUGUUGGGGGAGGGGUUCUGGGAAAUGGGAAUGGAAGCGGGGUCGUUUGGAGCAGCAGGCGCGUAGGUCGGUUACCUUCGGUUAGUCGCGUAACCGGUUUCCGGUUAGUCGGCUAACCGAAGCACCCCUCAGCCCUUCCGGCAACCGACCGCUACAAGUAAAGGGCGGUUUUCGGUUAGCCACUAACCGACGGUUAUCGGUCAAACCGACCGGUUAGCCGCUAACCGACAACCGAACUGCCACCCCUAACCACAACCGACUUUGAAUGUACUAGAAACCAUAACCGUAUUAGGAGAUUAAUGAAGCUGGGAGUACGGUACUAGAAGGCGUGGGUGGAAGAAAGAUGAAUAAAAGUUAAAAGGACAUAUAUAGUAGCUAAUUAAAGGUGAUUCACUUAUUUGUAAACUUGUUGUACAUUUCACUCGUAAUAAGUGUUAUAAUAAUUUGCAAUGUAAGUUAUGAAAAACUGUAAAAUGAUUAAUUAAAUUGAUGAACAGCAUAACUAGCUUAAAAAUAAAAUGAUGAACGUAAU